Molecule: messenger RNA, 1479 nt
Organism: Trichomycterus rosablanca
Lineage: Eukaryota; Metazoa; Chordata; Actinopteri; Siluriformes; Trichomycteridae
Product: serine/threonine-protein kinase pim-3-like
Exons: 8
Coding region: 105-713 (202 amino acids)
Biological process (GO): protein autophosphorylation; regulation of mitotic cell cycle; negative regulation of apoptotic process
Cellular component (GO): cytoplasm
Molecular function (GO): protein serine/threonine kinase activity; ATP binding
Source: RefSeq, a predicted model, not a curated record
ACUUGUGUGUUUAGGUUGCCAUCAAAUACGUGGUGAAGGAUGAGCACCUCAGAUUUACCAGGAUUCCCGGCGAGACAGAGUUGCUCCCCGUCGAGGUGGCCCUGAUGCGCAUGGUGUCCAGGCCACCCAUCAGCCCGUACGUGCUGAAGCUCCUGGAGUGGUUCGACACGCCCGAGCGCUGCGUCCUGAUUCUGGAGCGCCCUGUCCCCUGCGUAGACCUCUACCAGCUGAUGCUCGAGAAGGGCAGGCUGAGGAUGCCAUUCGCCCGGCACGUCAUGCGGCGGGUUGUCCUGGCGGUGCUCCACUGCCGCGACCGCGGGGUCCUGCACAGGGACAUUAAGCUCCAGAACAUCCUUCUGAACACAGAGACGCUGGAGGUGAAGCUGAUAGACUUCGGAUGCGGCGACCUGUUGAAGGAUACUCCGUACUACACGUAUUCAGGCACGUGGGUAUACUCGCCACCCGAGUGGAUAACCAAGAAGAAGUACUAUGGCUGCCCUGCGACAGUCUGGAGUCUGGGCGUACUGCUGUUUUUCUUGGUUUGUGGAUGCCUGCCAUUUCGGUCUAAGAAGGAGAUCACCAAAGGGCAUCUAGUGUUCAAAUCUGGUGUGUCUCAUGCCUGCUGCCAUCUGAUCGAACAAUGCCUCAAGAAGAAGCCCAGCAAGCGCCUCACCCUCGGGCAGAUCCUCCUGCACGGGUGGUUCCAUGAGUAGCCUGAAGACUAGGUCCAGACGGUGUAGAUCUUUACACUCGUACUGGCGGCUGCAAAAAAGAGGGAUCUGCGAGUCUUCCAGCGAAGGUACGACUGGCUGAUACAGAUGCUGGAGAAUCGGACUAAUCGGAUGUGGGCCGAAGUGGAGCUGACACAGAUCGGGAUCCAACAUGUCAACUUUAUGGACAUCGUCUUUGAGCUGGUGCUGCUUCUGGGAAGAGCGAGGAUGCAUCAAAUUAUUUCAUUGACGCUGUACCAGAGACGAAGGCUCUUUCUGGACCGGCUGAUUGCUCUCAUCUAUUCGUGUGUUACGCCCAGAAGGACUGAACGGCAGUACACGGAGCGUUAUUUAUUCCAUCUUCAGACUGAGAUGCUGAGCUUCCUGGAUGAAAUCUUCACUCUGGACGAGUCUUUGUACGCAAAACCUGAAGCCCUGGCUGCUGCACUGGAGACGCUUUUAUGGCGGAGCCUCCGACGGUUUCAUGAAAGGCUGGAAACAGAGGAUAUCUAAAGGCCAACCCUGAUUAGAACCUUUAUUUAACUGUCAGGGAUGCAGGUCUGGUGGUUGACGUGUUUUUCAUGUGUGUUCACAGUUUGUAUACCUGUGGAGGUGCGUCAGGACCCAAGACAUGGGAGACGUGUGAAGAUACCACCGAUGUGGAAGCGUGUAUUGGAUUUCUGAUAGACAACGCCCGUAUGACUUUGUGGACCAGAUCCAGAUGUGUAAAAAGCUGAUGUUCUGUAAAAAUUUAAUAAAAAAAGAAGGA